Molecule: messenger RNA, 683 nt
Organism: Ctenocephalides felis (cat flea)
Lineage: Eukaryota; Metazoa; Arthropoda; Insecta; Siphonaptera; Pulicidae
Gene: RpS24
Product: 40S ribosomal protein S24
Exons: 5
Coding region: 101-508 (135 amino acids)
Biological process (GO): translation
Cellular component (GO): ribosome
Molecular function (GO): structural constituent of ribosome
Source: RefSeq, a predicted model, not a curated record
GCCAACUUCACGAGUGCGUUCUCUUUGUAAAUUCUUCUUAUGUUCUAGCUCAUUUCCGGCUGUAUUAUUUCUUUUCUAAAAGUAAUUCCAAGGAGGAAAGAUGAGCGAAGGCACAGCUACCAUCAGAACCCGCAAAUUUAUGACCAAUCGGCUUUUAUGCCGAAAACAAAUGGUCUGCGAUGUUUUGCACCCAGGUCAGCCUUCAGUACGCAAAACAGAAAUUCGCGAGAAACUCGCUAAAAUGUACAAAGUUACAUCAGAUGUAGUAUUUGUAUUCGGCUUCCGCACAAACUUCGGUGGUGGCAAAUCAACUGGAUUUGCUUUAAUCUACGACUCAUUAGACUAUGCCAAGAAAUUUGAACCUAAACACAGGUUAGGAAGGCACGGUCUCUAUGAAAAGAAGCAACAGACACGUAAACAACGUAAAGAACGUAAGAACAGAAUGAAGAAAGUCCGAGGAACGAAAAAAUCUAAAGUUGGUGCUGCUUCUAAAAAGGGAAAGAAAUAAGUCUUAUAUUGAUGUUGUGCUCUACAAUACACAUAAUUUUGAACAUCCCACAAUAUGUCUGGAGAUUUGUGCAAGACAGCAAGAACGCCUAUUCUUCGACUGCAUAUUGGCAUUUAUAUUUUGUCAAAGUAUACUGUACUCACUAAAUCUUCAAAUAUAUUGAAAAAAAUUUAAA